AAUGAUCAAAAAGAGAAGUUCAUUGAAUAUCAUGGAGUUGCCAACCAGACCUGCUUCUGGUAGCACUAACCCUGUAAGUGGCAUGAUUAUUUGAUAGGACGCACCAUCUCCAUUAAAAUUCAUAAGGAAACUGACAAGGCAAGCCUCUACAGUGAAUGGAUCAUCUACGAAAAUUUAGACUUGCAUUUCAUCUGUUCCUAAUAAAACCCAGGAGGUGAUCCAACAAUGCAUAGCCAUGGUCGAAUAACUGAGACAAUAGCAUCAGGAAAGGUAGGCUAGUAGAUUCUUUCAUAUCCGGUCAUGUUCUAUGCCUUGCGAUCGAGUUUCGAUUAUCAACUCGUUGAUUGAUACAAUUUUGCCUCAAUCUCCGAGGAAACCACAAAGAUCAUUAGAGUAGGCUUGUGUAUUGUUAUUCUUAGAGGAGAGAUUCAAUCAGUCAUGCAAUAGUUGAUAGAGGAGAAGCAAUGCAAAUAGAGGGCGAUUGAUCAGAGGGAUAGUCUGGCCAAAAGAUAGGAUUAUUCCAUAUAGUAAUUAGUAAGAUUUUAUAGAUAUGCUUUAAGAAAUCUCGAAUUGAGCAAUAUUAAAAGAUAAAUUGA
Paramecium octaurelia is the source of this 596-nucleotide messenger RNA. Lineage: Eukaryota; Ciliophora; Oligohymenophorea; Peniculida; Parameciidae. The record is from the annotation of a GenBank genome assembly.